Molecule: messenger RNA, 1296 nt
Organism: Lepus europaeus (European hare)
Lineage: Eukaryota; Metazoa; Chordata; Mammalia; Lagomorpha; Leporidae
Gene: SCTR
Product: secretin receptor
Exons: 13
Coding region: 1-1296 (431 amino acids)
Biological process (GO): adenylate cyclase-modulating G protein-coupled receptor signaling pathway; cell surface receptor signaling pathway; brain development
Cellular component (GO): plasma membrane
Molecular function (GO): G protein-coupled peptide receptor activity; peptide hormone binding; secretin receptor activity
Source: RefSeq, a predicted model, not a curated record
AUGGUUGCCAACCUGCAGGUGGGAGCCCCGCCCCGGCUGUGUGAUGUGCUGUGGGUGCUGCAGGAGGAACGAGACCAGUGCCUGCAGGAGCUCGAGAGAGAGCGGCUGGGACGCCCAGGCGAGGAGCAGCCAGUGCCAGGCUGCCAGGGGCUGUGGGACAACGUGAGCUGCUGGCCUUCCUCUGCUCCAGGGCGGACGGUGGAGCUGGAGUGCCCCAGGUUCCUGCGGAUGCUCUCAAACAGCAAUGGUUCCCUGUUCCGGAACUGCACGCAGAAUGGCUGGACGGAAACCUUUCCCAGACCGGAUCUGGCCUGUGGAGUGAGCAUGAACGACUCAUCCCACGAGAGACAGCACGCCUACCUGCUGAAGCUGAAGGUCAUGUACACAGUGGGCUACAGCUCCUCCCUGGUGAUGCUGCUGGUCGCCCUGGGCAUCCUCUGCGCCUUCCGGAGGCUGCACUGCACCCGCAACUACAUCCACAUGCACCUGUUCCUGUCGUUCAUCCUGCGCGCCCUGUCCAACUUCAUCAAGGAUGCCGUGCUCUUCUCCUCGGACGAUGCCAUCCACUGUGAUGCCCACAGGGUGGGCUGCAAGCUCGUCAUGGUCUUCUUCCAGUACUGCAUCAUGGCCAACUACGCCUGGCUGCUGGUGGAGGGCCUCUACCUGCACAGCCUCCUCGUCGUCUCCUUCUUCUCGGAAAGGAAGUGCCUCCAGGGCUUUGUGGUCCUGGGAUGGGGUUCCCCAGCCAUGUUUGUGACUUCGUGGGCUGUCACCAGGCACUUUCUGGAAGACGCUGGGUGCUGGGACAUCAACACCAACGCAGCCAUCUGGUGGGUCAUUCGAGGGCCUGUGAUCCUCUCCAUCCUGAUUAACUUCAUCCUCUUUAUAAACAUCCUAAGAAUCCUGAUGAGAAAACUCAGAACCCAGGAGACAAGAGGACAAGACAUGAACCAUUACAAGCGUCUGGCCAGGUCCACCCUCCUGCUGAUCCCCCUCUUCGGCAUCCACUACAUCGUCUUUGCCUUCUCCCCCGAGGACGCCAUGGAGGUCCAGCUGUUUUUCGAAUUGGCGCUCGGCUCAUUCCAGGGGCUGGUGGUCGCCGUCCUCUACUGCUUCCUCAACGGGGAGGUGCAGCUAGAAGUUCAGAAGAAGUGGCAGCAGUGGCACCUCUGGGAGCCGCAGCUCUGCCCUGUGGCCCUCAGUUCCUCCUUCAGCAAUGGCACCAGCAGCCUCAACAGCACCAAGUCCUGCCCCUCGGGGCGCAACCGGGACACUUGCAGGGUCAGCAUCAUCUGA